Molecule: messenger RNA, 1230 nt
Organism: Naumovozyma dairenensis CBS 421
Lineage: Eukaryota; Fungi; Ascomycota; Saccharomycetes; Saccharomycetales; Saccharomycetaceae
Product: glyoxylate reductase
Exons: 1
Coding region: 1-1230 (409 amino acids)
Cellular component (GO): cytosol
Molecular function (GO): glyoxylate reductase (NADPH) activity; hydroxypyruvate reductase [NAD(P)H] activity; NAD binding
Source: RefSeq, a predicted model, not a curated record
AUGACAAUCAAUCAAAAGAAAAACUUGGUCACCGACAAAGAAAUAAAUUUAUCAAAUCCAACUGUCAUAAUCCCCUACAAAUUCCAAUGGGAAGUCUACCAACAUCAUAAGAACGAUGAUGAAGAAGAAACUGAUCCCUUGAAUUGGGAAAACAUCUGUGACAAGAUCAACUUUAUUACAUACGAAAUGUCCACACCCGAUGCAUUCAUCCAAUUCAUUAAUGAUCCCUCCUAUGAAGUACAGAUUGAUUGUAUUUGGAUAACUGAAGAAUUUCUCUCCAUCAUGGGAGACAUAAAUGAAUAUAUUAAAAAAUUCCCCAGUUCUAUAACAUCAUUAAUGGUCCCUUGGGUUGGUUGUGAAUUUUUAAAUUUGAAACUAUUAAAUGAGAAGAACAUAAAAGUAUGCAAUAUAGGACCACAUGCUGCUAACUAUGUAUGUGAAGUUGCAAUUCAUUUGGUCUUGAGUUGCUUUAGAAUGACUUCAUUUUGGGAACAUUGUUUUAAAUACGUUGACGUGGGUGAAAUUAAAGAAUGUAAGAAAUAUAUUGGUUCAAAACAACAAUCUACACAUGGUAAAAACGACUGGCCAACAAAAAUUGAUCCCAAAAAUGAAUUGGUUAUCCCAACUAGAUGGGACACAUCUUAUGGUGUUGGCGGAUAUGAUACAAAAUUGUUUGAGUCUCCAACAAAUAAAAGCGUAUUGAUAUUAGGUUUUGGAUCUAUUGGCCAAGCUAUUGGCUCCAAAUUGAAAACCCUGUUUAAUAUGGAAGUUAACUAUUAUAAACGUUCUGGCCCCAUAUCUAAAAGUCAACUAGGUUAUGCGGCAACUUAUUGGGAUUCAUUAGAUAAUAAGGAAACCUGGUAUAGUAGCCAUCUUAUAAUUUUAUGCCUUCCUAGCAACGAAUCCACUACAAAUUUGAUCAAUAAAAAAACCUUACAAAUGUGUCGUGAUGGCGUAAGAAUUAUCAACGUCGGCAGAGGAGCAUGUAUCGAUGAAGAUGCACUAUUAGAAGGAUUAUCCAAUGGAAAAAUCGCUUCUUGCGGACUUGACGUUUAUAAAGAUGAAACAACUUUGGUGAGAAAAGAUCUCAUACAGAGAUGGGACGUAACUGCAUUACCUCAUAUAGGUAGUACCUCACUUCAGGAAAUCAAAGAACAGACCGAAAUUACAUUGAAAAACAUUGAAAGCUUUUUUAUUAAGGGUGAAGGAGGUCUUUAUCCGAUCAACUAA